CCGAACUAGUGCCACAUAGGCUGAAAAGGGAUAGAAAAUUACAUAUAAAAUAAGUUCAGGAGGGUAAUAGGACCUUACUAUAGUAUAAGUGUGUCUUUGGGAUUUCGGACAUAGUUUGAGGACAUAGUUUGAGGGGGUACUUGACUAUUUUCCCUUAAUUUUUUGAAAAAUAAUCUUAUAAGAUAAAGUUCUUUAUAUUGUUUGGUGUAAAUGAUCAUAAUUUUACGUUGGAUUUAGUGCGACAUUUUUGUUCCCCUUGUCAUAAUAUUGUUCAAGUAACAAAUUUGAAAAUUAAUAUACUUAAAUGUAUAUUGAUAAGAUAUUUGAUUUCUUCUUUUAAUCUCUACAUUUAUUAGUUUCCAUUCUCAAAACAAUUUCAAAGGGAACAAAUCUUCAUUUUUCCAUUUUUAGCCAUAAAUAAAAUCUUGGAAAUUAUAUACACCAUUUGCAUAAUCUCAUUAUUAAAAGCCCCUUAUUAUCACUCCUCUUAAUCGUAAUAUCUUCCAUUUUGCAAUUUCAUUAUAUUCUAAGGUUAGUUUUCUCAACCUAUGUUCGGAUAUUCCUUCAUUCUCGUGCAGAUACGGAGUCAAAAAUUAAAACUUAUAAGUUUGAAAUUGCUUUUGAAUUUUUGAUUGCUAAUGAUUUGUACAUAUUCAAUGGAUUUGAUCGAAGCUACUGAAUUUUAUUGGACUUGUAUUUACUCUUACUUCGUCUUUUUUUUAGUGGUGAACUAAUUGUAAAAACAUUUUACAUUAUUACAUAAUAUUGAAUAUUAGUUGCAUGUAAUAUAUCUUCUCUGCUCAUACUGAUUUUUUAUUUUAAUUUUUUAAACCAGUUGUUUAGACACCAAUAAUUAAUUUCAAUGGAGCCCAUUGCAGACGUGAGUUGCAAUUUGAAAGUGAACAUCCAUUGUGAAUCCUGCAAAAUGAAGAUGAUGGAAGUGUUGCACUCCGUACGAGGAGUGUAUGCAUUGACAAUAGAUGCAGAAAAAGGAAUAGCAAAUGUUUGUGGAGAGGUGGAUCCAAAUAGGUUGUUAUUAGCAUUGUUAAAGUCAGGUCAACAUGCAGAAUUAAUAAAUGUGAAAUUGAAGCAUCCUUCUAUUGUUAAUACUCCAAGAAAUCAACAUGGACACUAUAAUGUUGGCCAUGGUUAUAACAAUAACUCUAAUUCACUAGAUGGACCUUAUGGCUACAAUCAUGCAUUGAAUGAGCCAACUUCUUACUAUCCUACUAGAGGAGGAGCCAUGUUUGAUCAACCUUAUUAUGGUUCAACCUACUACAACUCUUCUCCUUGUGUUGGCUACGAGUCGAAUCGAUCUCUAACGAUGGAUCAUGUCAUCAAAGAAGAACCUAUGAAUUGGUGUAGUAUAAUGUAGAUGUGAGAGUUUAUAGUAUUGGACUUGUCUAACUUUUAAAAUGACAAGAGUUCAAAAUCUAUUGUUGGUUGAAAUUUUAAGUAUUGAACUCAUUGUAUAUAAUGCCAAUAACAUAAAGUGAAUCUUCCAUUUUGUAUUUUUUAUAGGGGAAAUUUUUCAAAAUG
Molecule: messenger RNA, 1539 nt
Organism: Solanum lycopersicum (tomato)
Lineage: Eukaryota; Viridiplantae; Streptophyta; Magnoliopsida; Solanales; Solanaceae
Product: heavy metal-associated isoprenylated plant protein 32-like
Molecular function (GO): metal ion binding
Source: RefSeq, a predicted model, not a curated record